Messenger RNA from Alternaria burnsii, 909 nucleotides. RefSeq lists its product as uncharacterized. The coding region runs from base 1 to 909 and encodes 302 amino acids. Lineage: Eukaryota; Fungi; Ascomycota; Dothideomycetes; Pleosporales; Pleosporaceae. The record is from RefSeq and is a predicted model, not a curated record. Gene Ontology annotation, biological process: fungal-type cell wall organization. Gene Ontology annotation, cellular component: plasma membrane; cell cortex of cell tip. The transcript is spliced from 2 exons.
AUGCGGUUUAUCGCUAUACUACCGGUGCUCUGCUGUACCGCCGCCCUCAUACUUUCAUUCCUAUGCCUAUUCGCGGGUCACAAGAAGGGUUUCAUGGAAGAUUACUCUCUCCUCACACUUAACACUUCUGCUGUCGGGCAAAAUCUCAUCUCCUCUGCAACAUCAGAUUCCGACUCUACACUCUCAUCGAUUAUAAACCUCAUCCCUGAUUCCAUCACCGAUAGCGUCACAAACGAGAUCAAUGAACAGAUUGAUGAGCUCCGCGAGCGCAUUGGUGUCGAAGACUGGUACUCGGCACACAUGUUGAAUUACUGCCAAGGACAGUAUGAGCCUGGAGAAGUGGCAAAUGCAACGCUGAGUCAGAGCGACAUCAGCAAGAACGUUACCGAGUGCGCGAAGAGCAGGGCUACCUACAAGUUCGACCCUACCCAGAUCAUCCAGGAUGCGCUCAACAGGACGGGUGUAGACAUUACCCUACAAGACCUGCAAUGGCCAGAUGAUAUUCAAACGGGAAUCGACACACUCAACGCGCUCAUGGCGGCCAUGUUCGUUCUCUACGUCAUCGCAAUCUGCCUUAUCUUUAUCACGCUCAUUACUGGCGUUCUUGGAAUCUUCAUCGGGAAUGGAAGACUCACUCCAUGUGUCAACUUCCUUCUCGCCACACUUGCGUUCCUGGCUAUUGGAUUGGCGAGCGCGCUUGUCACUGCCGUUAUGAUCAAGGCUACCCAAAUCAUCAACAAGCAUGGUAGUGACAUUGGUCUUAGCGCAAACUGGGGCGGUAAAUUCCUUGCUCUAACAUGGGCUGCAACCGCACUCAUGCUCGUUGCGGUCCUUGGCUGGGUCGCUAGCUUCUGCAUUGGCGGUAAAGAGCAUAGCUCUCGCCGCGCUCGCAAGCCCUACAAGGUGUAG